UACUACUCACUCAGAUACUGUUUCUCAUGGUAUGUGUCUAAUUGUUCACUAAGCCAACCAUCACUGAGCCAUGUGUCAACAAGCCAUGUGUUAGCUCCGGAACCAUCUGAACAGACAAGCGGUUCACAUUUCGUAUCCUUAGAGGUCCAGUCACAACCAGAAGAGUCAGAAGCAGUCACUCCACAUACAACUGGUACUACAUCUGAAAAUGGUGAAAAUGGUGAAAGUCAACCAUCUGAUGUUGGAUCUCAAAUUGAAGCUCCAGGCAAUGGACACAAACAACACAAUGGACUAGAUACUGGACACACAGGCUUUAAUAACGUGAUGGAGGGCACAACACAAACAGACUCAAUAGGGGGCUUUGAGUCUUUUGGCACAAGUUUUAGUCCUGAAAGUUCGGGCAUAAAAGAUCAAACCAGUCAUGACUUCCUCAUUGGUUUAAUGGGAGGCAUGGGGGAUAGCUUUGCUCCAGAUCCCUACACUGAUACUAUAGCAGAUCACAUGGGACUUGCUUUUCACGUAGAGUCAACAGGAUUUGUGCUGGAUCCAGGACCAUCAGUAAGCAGCAGUUCAGCUCCACCAGAUCAUUUAGGUCCUCAUUUCUCUGUGGGUACCGGACUGGACACUUCAGUUCUUUCCACUGUAACCUCUGAUAGUACUGGUGCACUGUUUGGCUUACAUGGAGAUAUGACAGAUGGUGCUAAUGACAAUGGUGCUGAUUUACCUGACAUAAAUGGAAAUGGACGUCACAGACCAGUGAUGGACAUACACAAAGGUGAUCUUUCUGGGACCACCGUUCACCUUUAUACAAGUGAACCACUUGGACUUGACACACACACAGACUCAACUGGAAUCUUGGAUAUAAAGGAUCCCACUUUUAGCCCCUACACCAAAAUCACCAUGGGUGCUACAUCUACAGAUGUGAGAACAUACACCAAUAUCACCACGGAUGCUGCAGUUACAGAUCUGAGAACACAAACAGACAUGACAGGUUUAGCAGGGGAUCAAGAGAACAAUGGACAUCGUCAAAUGGCUGUAAUAGCCAUGGGUGAGGCUGUCUACAGUACAAGUUCUCCAAGUACAUUAGGCACUGAAAGGACUGGUGUAACUGAAGGAAUCUCAAAUCAUACAGCUUGUCUUUCUCAAAAGCAGAUUCUAUGCUUGAGAUUAGGACUGGAUAUACAGAUGCCCCACAGACACAUACUAGCAUGGUUCAGACAAAGCUCCCAGUCACAGGGGAACCGAUUCCAGCCACAUCACAGACACAUGCCAUGGGCACAGCUUCAGCUGAACCUCAAGGGACUUUCAGGGGUCAAAGCCAACAUGGUGCUACGGAGCAGACACAACCAGCUGUUCCAGCAGGUGAACAGUACCACACAUCUGGUCAGGGUCCUGAAGGUGCAGAAAAUGUGGAACUGGAAGAUACCUGCUGACUUUCACAUGAAGCCACGUGUGAGAUUCCUGCGCUACAGAUUUCAGUGUACGGAUCAGUCGUUCUGGCAGAGGAGCAAGAACCCCAGCCAUUAGCUAUAGAAUGAAUACUUUUGUCUUUUGUUUUCAUGUUUAACUAUUUAAACAUUGAGAUUAAACAUAUUUAAUUGCACCUUUUUUUUCAUUCCAAGAACCCCAUAAAUAUUUCAUUGAUAUAAUGGAGAGAGAAAACUCUCUGGAAAUAAAGUAAUAUUAAAUGUCACCCCUUAAAAUGGGUGUUUUAAAGCAUAGAACAAUGCAACACGUAUUUUCCCAACCUGCUGUCAUGCUGUACUUUCAUGCAUGAGCAAUACUCUUUACAAGUGCCACCUUUGUAUAU
Trichomycterus rosablanca is the source of this 1810-nucleotide messenger RNA. RefSeq lists its product as uncharacterized. The record is from RefSeq and is a predicted model, not a curated record. Bases 325 to 1527 code for a protein of 400 amino acids. The transcript is spliced from 30 exons. NCBI's taxonomy places the organism in Eukaryota, Metazoa, Chordata, Actinopteri, Siluriformes, Trichomycteridae.